CCCUCUCGUAUAAAAAGCUUUCCAUUGUCUGGAGCAGCUGCUGUUUGACUCAACGCGUCGGAAGACAUUCAUUCAAAGGUGUUUCAUUCUGUGAUUACAGGUGAACAGAGGACCUCCAAAGAUACACAGCCAUGAAUCCCAAAGGGGAUAAGCCGAAGUCGAAGAUUUCGGCUUCCCGUAAGCUCUCCCUCAAAAUACUGCUCCUCCAAAAAGCAUGUGAUGAUCUGGAGAAGGAGCGACAAGAGCGGGAGGAGGAGAAGGGGCGCUACCUGAAGGAAAAGUUGCCUCCUCUGCAGCUGUCUGGUUUGUCACUAGAUGAGCUCCAAAAACUCUGCAAACAGCUUCAUGAAAAAAUUGACAUUGUGGAUGAAGAGAGGUAUGACUGUGAACAUAAAGUCAGCAAACACAACAAAGAUAUUCAUGAACUGAAGCUGAAAGUCCAAGAUCUUGGAGGCAAGUUUAAAAAACCUGCCCUCAGGAAGGUGAGGGUCUCUGCAGAUGAGAUGAUGCGAGCUCUACUGGGCUCCAAACACAAGGGCUCAAUGGACCUGAGAGCAAACCUGAAGUCUGUGAAAAAGGAGGAUGUCAAACAGGACAAGGUGCUUACCAGCGAAGUGGGUGACUGGCGUAAAAAUGUGGAAGCCAUGUCAGGCAUGGAGGGCCGUAAGAAGAUGUUCGACACUGGUGGUGGAGCUCAGUGAGAUGCUGCAGCCAGCCAAGACAUGAUUCAGUCCUCUGAGAGCAGAAAAAAAAACAUGCCUUACUUACCUUAAAGCUAGCUGACAUUUACUUAGAGGUUUUCCAUUACAAUCCCUCAAAGCACAUGUAUACUAAGAUAAGUAGAGACCCAGCAUUUCUUUUUUAUUUUUGUUAUGAAACCCAGCAAGCAAAGACAAGUUUAAUAAAAAGAUACAGUUAACAUCUUUCA
Molecule: messenger RNA, 928 nt
Organism: Cyprinodon variegatus (sheepshead minnow)
Lineage: Eukaryota; Metazoa; Chordata; Actinopteri; Cyprinodontiformes; Cyprinodontidae
Product: troponin I, slow skeletal muscle-like
Exons: 8
Coding region: 132-701 (189 amino acids)
Biological process (GO): muscle contraction
Cellular component (GO): troponin complex
Source: RefSeq, a predicted model, not a curated record